GCGUCGGCUUCGGCCGGAAGUCUAGGUGUUGGGUCACUCUGGUCGUGAUGACGUCUUCGGAGGGCGCUGUCAAGCAUGCGUGGCCAGGGGGGCGGCAGUGCCUUGGGUCCCGGACCAGAGUCCCGCUGCAGACCACAUAGAGGCAAGCGAGCGCCAGUCACCAGACGGGCCAAGGAGUCAGAGGAGUUCAGCACGGGUUUGCGGAGUUCGGAAAACAAAUAUGAGGAAUCUUCAAAUGAUUCUUCUUCAACCUCCUCCAAAGGGCUGGGCAGUGAGAACCCAGAAUCUGGGAGCAAUGGAGCCAUCCGCAGGCCAAACUACUGGCUGGAGAUGAGGGGACUAAAGCCCGCCCUGAACAAGGCUGUGGAGAAGAAAGCUGGAGAGCCUGUGUCCAAGGGAAAGCGCAGACUGGAACAAGAUGGCGAUGAAGAAUAUGAGGAGCUUGCUGGGAAGAAGCAGAAAGGGUCUGGAAAACAGGAGCAAGUGGGGAGACGGCCUCAUCACAAGCCCAAAAGCCGACGUACCAAAAAAGACCCACCAACAUAUGCAGCAGGCAGUCAAGAGGAGCGGUGGCAUUUGGCGAUUCUGGAUAAGGGUCGUGUCACUUGCCCAACCUGCAGAGCUGUCGUGAGGAAGACAGUCGAAGGACUGAAAAAGCACAUGGCCAACUGCCAGCGGGAGGUCUUCACAUGUCAACACUGUGGGAAGCAGCUGCGGUCUCUGGCAGGAAUGAAGUACCACGUCAUGGCAGACCAUAAUAGCCUGCCCGUGGCGAAGGUGGGGGGCCAGCUGGACGAGCAGAGCGAGAGAGACCGCCUGCGGACAGUGCUGAAACGGAUGGGGAAGCUCAAGUGCAUGAGAGAGGGCUGCACAGGCAGCUUCACCACCGUCAUGGGCUACCUCUACCAUGCCCAGAAGUGUGGGAAGGCAGCUGCCGAGCUGGAGAAGCUGGCUCUCAAGUGCCACCAUUGCAGCAAGUGUUACAAAUCUAAGGCUGGCCUCGUUUACCACAUGAAGUCUGAACAUGGACCGGUUACUUUUCUCCAUGAAGAAGUCCGGCCUGCUUGCCAGAAGGAGGCUGACACCGAGCCCAGCGGUGGAGGCCGGGUUCAAAGGAAAUCUGCCAAGGUGGCUGCCUACUACUUGCAUGAGCUGGCCAAUGAGGAGUUGGCCAAGGAGUGGCCAAAGAGGAAAGUCCUGCAGGAUCUUGUUCCUGAUGACCGGAAGCUGAAGUACACUCGGCCAGGGCUGCCCGCUGUUAGCCAGGAGGUUCUGUGCAAGUGGAAAUCGGAGAUAAAGAUGUACCGACGGAUCCACUGCCCCAACCAGGGUUGCGAGUGUGUCUACAGCAGCAUCUCAGGACUCAAAGCCCACCUGGGGAGCUGCACCCUGGGUGAAUUUGAGGCUGGAAAAUACAAGUGUCUGCUGUGUGAGAAGGAGUUUGUGUCUGAGAGCGGAGUCAAAUACCACAUUAACACGGUGCAUGCUGAGGACUGGUUCGACGUUAACACCAACACCACCAAGAGUUUCGAGAAGCUGAUGAAGCUGCGGCAGAAAGGAGCGGAGCAGAAGCGGCAGCGCAAGAAGCAUCUGGGGAGCCGCAGCCGCAAGAGGCGCCCUAGGACCGUGUCUCCGAAGAAGUCCCCCCGGGCGGGCGCACAGCAGAGCCAGCAGAGAGGGAAGGCAGGCCUCUCUCACCCCGCAGACAGCGAAAGCAGGAGCAGCGAGGAAGACGACGCUCACCCUCCGAAACAUGGACACAAAAAGGGGAGGAAAUAA
This is a messenger RNA of Euleptes europaea (tarantolino), 1779 nucleotides long. RefSeq names its product zinc finger protein 512 (gene ZNF512). Bases 76 to 1779 code for a protein of 567 amino acids. NCBI's taxonomy places the organism in Eukaryota, Metazoa, Chordata, Lepidosauria, Squamata, Sphaerodactylidae. Gene Ontology annotation, molecular function: zinc ion binding. The record is from RefSeq and is a predicted model, not a curated record. The transcript is spliced from 14 exons.